This is a messenger RNA of Ilyonectria robusta, 999 nucleotides long. RefSeq lists its product as uncharacterized. Bases 113 to 952 code for a protein of 279 amino acids. The record is from RefSeq and is a predicted model, not a curated record. NCBI's taxonomy places the organism in Eukaryota, Fungi, Ascomycota, Sordariomycetes, Hypocreales, Nectriaceae. The transcript has a single exon.
GCAGCUCUUUUCGUUGAACUUUUUGCCUUCAAGUCUUUUUACUCCUUCAUACGCAACAAUCGUUACAACACACCGUCACUCGUUAAGCUUCCCCCACUUCGUCGCCUAUAAAAUGCGGCUCUCACGUUCCCUCGCGGCCCUCGUUGCCCUAGCUGGCUUCUCCUCGGCAGAACCCAACGGCUGGUCCAAGACCAAGGAGGCCGACGACAGUCCCACCAAGCUUGACGACUGCGGGUGCUGGCCCAUCUACCAGGCCAUGCUGCGGUGCCAGAAACUAAAGGGGCCCAACGCUGACACCAGGGAAUGCGUGUGUAUCCCCAACCCGGACGGGUGGUACCCGUCUUUGGACGGCUGCCGCUACUGCCUAUCGCCCUCGGGCGAAGAUUUCUUCGACAAUGUGUCGCGCCUCGUCACACAGCUGUUUGUCUCUUGCACCAACGCCGGUGGCGGCGUUACCAGCGAUGGCGUGAGCAUCUGUGCCAGCAACUCUUAUCGCGAGGCGUGCGUCUCGCUCGGCACGGGCGGACGGGCCAGCUGGGCCAGCUUUGAGGAGUUUGAGUCGGGGACAAAGGGGAAUGCGUCUUAUGUGCUAGAUAUCGAGGAGUAUGGUGCCGACAAGGACGAGGACGCGUCGACGACAGGUAGUGCUGCAAAGACUACUGGAACUGCUGCAAAGACGACGGCUACGACGACGGCUACUACAACAGCUACCGAUUCUACUGGCACCACCGAGAUUUCGAGCACUGCCCUGGCCACUACUAUUGGUACUUGGGAUCUACUUCCUGAGAGCAGCGGCACGUCGGACAACGCCAAGGCGACAGCGACAGAGACCGGUCCAGCAUCGGCUACAACAGUCCCGUCUUCAGCCGCAAAGCUUACGAGUGAUAGGACAGUAGCAGCAGUUGUUAGAGGGGUGAUAAUAGCUGUGGUAAUUGGAACUGUAUUGUUUUAAUUGAUAGGGUGUCAUGUCUACUAAUUUUAUUCUUUUUGCCGUGUCUA